Molecule: messenger RNA, 2111 nt
Organism: Anguilla anguilla (European eel)
Lineage: Eukaryota; Metazoa; Chordata; Actinopteri; Anguilliformes; Anguillidae
Gene: nostrin
Product: nitric oxide synthase trafficking
Exons: 16
Coding region: 50-1675 (541 amino acids)
Biological process (GO): signal transduction
Cellular component (GO): cytoplasm; plasma membrane
Molecular function (GO): protein binding
Source: RefSeq, a predicted model, not a curated record
GUCAAAGUUUCAAGUGCCAAGUCAAUAAACAGCCCAGACCUACGACAGCAUGAAGGACCCUGUGAGCGGUUGCACGUACAAUCUGUUGUACCAAGAUCUGAAGAAAUUUUCAAAGAAUGGGGAGCAUUUCUGCAAAGAACUCAUGAUAGUCUUUCAGCAAAGGGCCGAGUUGGAGACCAGCUACGCCAAAGGGCUGCAGAAGUUGGCCGGCAAGCUCAUCAAGGCUUUGAGUAGCAUGGGACGCAACUCCACCUACAAUGCUUGGUCCCAGGUAUCAGAUGAAAUGUAUUCCAUGGCAGACAUACACAGGACGUUGGGAAAUGCUUUUCAACAAGAAGCAAUUCUAGAAAUUCGCCAGAUUCUUGAUGAACACACUAAGCGGAAACGACCACUCGAUAGUACUGUUGAGAAGACAGGGAAACUUGUUGUCACAAAUUGGAAUGAGCAACUUAAGAUCAAGAAGAAAUUGAUUGGGUUGACCAGAGAACAUGAAGCUCUCUUCAGUUUUGUAGAGAACAACAAGCAAAUAUGUACAGAAAAGGAAAAACAGAAGAUGCUCAACAGGUUGACUAAGUCCGCUGAAGCACAGGCCAGGUCAGAUGAGGAGUACUUCAAUGUCAACAUGGCCGGUCAUCAGUUCAGACUGAAAUGGGAGACAACACUGAAGAACUGCUACCAGAUCAUUCAAGAGCUGGAGAAACAGCGCAUUGAAAUACUGAGCAACAUCCUUCAUAAAUACAGCCUCUACAUGUCCAGCUUUGGUCAGACGCUCAUCCAUUGUCAGAAACAAAUAGAACAGGCAAUCACAAACGUAGAUGUGGAGAAGGACAUUCAGAUGCUCGUUGAAGAGACCUCUGUCACAGCAGAGGACAACAAGGCUGAAUUUCUGCUGGCUGACUAUUUUGAGGAGGACAGUAAGACUGUGAUGGGGAAAGAAAGACGAAAAGAGGCACUGAAGUCCAAACUCCAGCGGCUACAGGAUAACAUCUCAAGAACGAAGAAAGAUCUGGAUGGUUUGGAGAGAAUGGUUAAAACCUACACCGAAAACCCCUCUUUCUCAAACAAGAAGAAUCUGGAGGAGACCGAGCAGAUGCUUGAUGAGACCACACUGAAGCUGGACCUCCUGGAGGCAACGCACUGUAAACUGUCUGCCACCAUGGCUGAACUAGAAGGGAAACCCAAAUCUUCUCAUCGCUUCAGCCACAGCAUUACAAAAUGGAAGGAUAAGGAUUUUGAGCACAGCAUUGUACAGCUGGCACGUCCGGUCAAGAUUAAGAAGACGCCGUUCAGGUCGAGACAGUCAAUGAGGUCCACAGUCGGUUGCACAGCUCCUACCCAGAAUGCAAUAGCACAGCCUCCUGAAGCCCAGCCUGCCUCUGACCAGGACAGCGAAAUGCAGUCUGAAGAUGGGAUGAAUGGGCUUCUCUGUGAAUUUGAUGAGGACAACGGAAAAGGUGCAGAGCCCACAUGCAUUGGAAAAUGCAAAGCACUUUAUGACUUCAGCUCUGACAGAGACGAUGAGUUAAACAUCAAGGAAGGUGACCUCCUUGACAUUCUUGAAAAGGAAGACAGCGGUUGGUGGUACGGGACAUUAAAUGGCCUGAAAGGUCACUUCCCCUCAACGUACGUCGAAGAGCUGCCCACGUUCAGCGUCAGCAUGUCGUCUGAUGUAUGACGCACUGCAAAAUACUGGAACAUAACAUCAACAUCAAUUGUGAAACAUUUCACAUUUGUUGUUUAUUGCACUGGACGAGUGCCCACACUUCAGCAUUAGUGCCCCUGCUACACAGGUACAAGUGUAAAAGCUGUAAGCUGAGAAAAACAACUGAUGAUCUCAGCAUUGUGAACAAAAGAAAACCGGGGUGUUGUUUUUUUUUAAAUGGAAAUGUUGUUGCUCACACUUUGUUAUUCGUACUGAAGUCCAAAUGAAAAAUGAAAUAGAAAAAGAAUGUAAUGAAAAAAAUGUCACAUGAAAAGAAAAAUGUCAAUUUAUUUGAAUCAUCCAAGUUGUAAUUGAAUAUUUAAAUCAAAUGCACUGAAGCACUCCAUUUACUGUAUUGUCACUAUUUUAUCAUACAUGGAUCUUAAUAAAAUGGAAACUGGAACUGUAA